Messenger RNA from Chelonoidis abingdonii (Abingdon island giant tortoise), 1525 nucleotides. RefSeq names its product ankyrin repeat and SOCS box containing 5 (gene ASB5). Gene Ontology annotation, molecular function: protein binding. The record is from RefSeq and is a predicted model, not a curated record. Gene Ontology annotation, biological process: intracellular signal transduction; protein ubiquitination; positive regulation of protein catabolic process. NCBI's taxonomy places the organism in Eukaryota, Metazoa, Chordata, Testudines, Testudinidae.
GUGCCUAACUGGAGCCAUAUGACCUUAACACAUUUGAGAAUUGUACCGAAACACUGACAAACACUCUGGUGCAGCAAUGUCUGUCAUAGAGGAAAAUCGCCCUUUUGCCCAGCAACUAUCCAAUGUCUACUUUACUAUACUUUCACUUUUUUGUUUUAAACUUUUUGUGAAAAUCAGCCUUGCCAUUCUCAGUCACUUCUACAUUGUAAAGGGGAACCGUAAGGAGGCAGCAAGGAUAGCUGAUGAAUUUUAUGGAAUUCCUCAAGGGCAAGGUUCUUGGGCAGAUCGUUCACCACUGCAUGAGGCAGCCAGUCAAGGACGUCUCCUUUCUCUAAAAACUUUACUGUCACAGGGUUACAAUGUGGACACUCUGACAAUUGACCAAGUCACUCCACUGCAUGAAGCCUGCCUAGGAGAUCAUGUAGGAUGUGCAAGAAUCCUUCUUGAAGCAGGGGCAAAUGUAAAUGCUACAACAAUUGACGGAGUGAACCCAUUAUUUAAUGCAUGUUCAAGAGGCAGUGCAUCUUGUGCAGAGCUUUUGUUGGAGUAUGGUGCCAAAGCUCAGUGGGAGUCAUGUCUCCCUUCACCGACUCACGAAGCAGCCAGUAGAGGUCACAGUGAAUGUCUGGAAGUUCUGAUCUCCUGGGGCAUAGAUGUUGACCAAGACAUUCCUCAUCUGGGAACACCUCUAUAUGUAGCUUGUGUUUCACAGCAGAUCCAUUGCAUUCGAAAACUUCUUUAUGCAGGCGCUAAUGUACAGAAAGGAAAGUAUUUGGACACUCCACUACAUGCAGCAGCUCAGCAACCCAGUACAGAGAUAGUAAAUUUACUUCUUGAAUUUGGGGCCAACAUUAAUGCCAAGAAUACAGAUUUUGAACGGCCCGUAGAUUUAGCUGCCCCAAGCAGUUUGGUGGAGAGAAUGUUGCUUCUGCAUGAAGCUACUCCAUGCUCUCUUUGCCAACUCUGCCGACUAUGUAUCCGAAAUUGCAUAGGAAGAGCAAGACUGCAUCUUAUCCCCCAACUUCAGUUGCCAACAAUAUUGAAGGAGUUUUUACAGUAUAGAUAAAAUAGUGGCUAACCUUUAGAAACUUGAACAAGUACUGUUUUGUUUGUAUGCUUAAUGUUCACAUGAAGAACUUCUGAGGAAAUAGUCUUUUACAUAUUACUAUACUAAGUCUUUGACACCAGGAGUCGUGAUGUAACAAUAUUUGGGAGCCCUUGAACGACUCGGUGCCAAGGUGCUAAUACACCUGAGUAAAAUGAAGUGUGCUAAUGAUUGUAUAGCUAGCUUUAGCUUAACACUUACUAAUUAGCUAUCUUGCUGAUAAAGUUAAUUAAUUGUAUUUGUACGUUAUAAUCUGUUUGAUACAUCUGAAACCUCACAGAGUUCCUUUACAAGUAUUGUUGAGUUUGUCAAUUUGGAUUUAUUAUUGUAUAUUUGUAAAUGUCUGUUAUUUGUGUCUAGAAAUACAAGGCAAUAGGUGCACUCUAUAAGAUGGAAAAAUAAAUAGGUCUCUCAAUUUUU